Messenger RNA from Chilo suppressalis (striped riceborer), 6340 nucleotides. NCBI's taxonomy places the organism in Eukaryota, Metazoa, Arthropoda, Insecta, Lepidoptera, Crambidae. The record is from the annotation of a GenBank genome assembly.
UACCUAAUAUAUAUAUAUUAGGUAUAAUAUAUAUAUAUUAGGUAUAGUCGCUAAACUCAAAUUUUAAAAAGAUAUUUUGGAAUACAGUUAUUUUGUCCUAUGUAAAAUCGAAGUAAGAACAAAACAAUUAGCAUAAUUUUUAGGACUCUCGCAUAAAGUGUAAAAUAUUAAACGACAUUGUUUCGCAGCCCAAUAACUUUUUAAUUAACAACAUUAACUGAACGCUUUCUCCGAAGUAAGGCACUGGAAAGUUAGAGUCAUCUUAUGGCCCAAUUUGAUCGGAUCGGAUGUCAAUAAAGGCUGGGAGGCGACACCUCUGUGUACAUCGUUAACCCAAUACAGAUCGACCUACAUUGCGUGCCCGCGAUAAAAGACAGUAACAACAUAAAAUGUGAAUCUAUUUUUGUAUUUAUACAAGUAUUGCUUUGAAUCACUGGAGCUUUCCUUCGUUAAUGAUUGUACGGAACAUUCAAUAAUGUAAGUCAAAUAACUUGAUUACAAAUUGGCAUCUUUCUUUGAACUUAUUAUAACUGAAAUAUACUAUUAUCAGUAGGUACCCACUUGCACUAAUUACCGAAAAACCCAAGUUAAAAAAAAAAUAUUUUUAGACAUGCAAAUCUAUCCUUGUGAAGAACUUACGUAGGCCAUCAAAUAAACAAAAUCAAAUAUUUAUUAUUUUAUAACAUUUUUUUAUAAUAAUCUAAAUUUCUGUUUUAAGACACACAUAGUUAAAACGUUUUUCAUUAAAUCAUCCCUGAUUUAUUCAUUCAGGAAAAACUUACAGGAUAACAUAUAGAUUAAACAUUUAAGGAAGUUUACUAUUAGUCGUUUGUGGUUAAACUAGUAUUUCAAGGUGAGGAUUUUAUUUAAUGUUAGUUAUUGAGUAGGUAUUUGUUCUUUAUUGAAAUAUCAUGGUAUUGUUUAUUUAUAUAAAAAUAUUUAAUUUACAAAAGCUUAAAACUUAAAAUGUUUAUCUUUCUUUCUUUCUUUCUAAAAUCAGAAUUUACAAAAAAAAAUAGUUUUUUUACUUUUAAUGUUUUAAACCUUUUUUUGGAACCUGUAAACAGAUUAAAGAUCCCAAAAAAGUUUAAAAUUACAUACAUUGUCAUCCCUAUUAAGCAUGCAGAUACCCCUCUUUAACACCAAGAUAUAUUCGUGUAUUUAACAAAUUUUAUACAAUGACUUCAUUUAUCUAGCGUAUUUAGGACAUAAGGACAUUUAGGCUAUUCGUAACAUCAUAUCUUGAUAAAGACAAUUACAUCUCUAGUCUAAAUAUCUCAUAUACACAACACAUAUCUCGAUGAUGAGACCAGGCUUAGUAUUGAAUUAGGUUUAAUAGAAGAUUACCAUUUAGCACCAUAAUAAUUGCCAAAACUACCCAUUCAGUUGAUAGGCUUUUACAAUCCGAAAAUGUUUAAUACUCUGAUCAUUUUGUUUGAAUCACAGAAGUAUUCAAUUAUUGUAGAGCAUGAGAAAGAAACUUUUUGAAGUAGCACAUCUAACUUACUUAUUGUUUCAGAUGCAAUCUAUACAUUCUUUAGAAGUAAUUAUAAAUGCUGAAAGAUCAUAUAUAUAUUUAAUGUUAAGUACUAUCAUAAUAAGUAAUAGUCCACCAAUACAAAGCAAUUUACUAUAUUAUCCCGAAAUCUUAACAAGCCCAAAAAGCCCUUUAAGAAGCCGUAAAAGCAGCCCUUACCAAGCUUCUUACCUUUCUUCUCAAUAAAAGGUCUACCCUUCCGUCUAGAUUUAAUGAAAGAGCAGUUUUACUCUCAACCGGUUAAUGAAUAAUAAGUUUUAUUAUUUAUUAUAAAUUAUUUUAAUCAUUUAACUACUUACCUCAAAUUAUGAAUUUUAAAAACACGUGGUAGACUGGACCGAGUGGAUUUUGUUCUAAUAAAAAUUUCCUUUUAUUUGAAUUUCGUUUUUUUAGGGUUUAGGUAAUGCCAAAGCCCGUUGGAUCUAUGAAUGAGUAUUCACAAAACAUUAAAAUAGCUAAGUACCGAGCUAUUCCGGUUUAUUAUUUCCUGCGUGCACGGUUGCACGGAUCAGAUUCCGAGAUACCGAUUACGCAGACUCGCGGCAGCUGCGAGCAAUUAUUGCGAGAACAAGAAAUUAAACGUUUCUCCUAUGAGCGGAAAGAGAAAAACGCUGAGCGGAUUAACGCUGAAUCUUAUCGCGAUAAAUGAUAAUUAACUUCCAAUAGCAGUUAAAAAGCGUUAAAAUGUUGUAGCGUUACUCCGUCUUCAGGCCUAAUUAAUGCUUUAUCAUGUGAAUGAGACUGUUUAAAACUUUAUGAUACUAAAUUGGCGAGAAACCGUAAGGCUCAUUAGAAUUUUCGGCACAGAAAAGAUUUCGGUUACCUACUUCUUUUUUAUCCUUUAAUUAACUAGCGACUUCGACAGCAUCAGGUCUCGUUUUUUGAAAAUCCCACAGAAACCUAACUAGAACUAAGUUUUUCCGGGAACAAAAAGUGUCCUAUGUCACAAUCCAGAUCGUAAACUAUAUGCGUACCAAAUUUCAAAACCGUUCAGUCGCUUUUCGCGUGAUUGAGUAACAAACACACAAACAUAUUUAAACAUACAAACUUCCAUAUUUAUAAUAUUAGUAGGAUUUCUUCCACAAUUAUUUCAACCAUACGUUGGCAGGCCAAUGACGAGAGAAAUAUUAUUAUUCUACAAAUUAAUUUGCGCUGCAGUUCAAGAUUAUCUCAUCGAGGAGUAACUGAGUGGCUGAACAAGGUCAUAGGGUUCGCUACAACGACAUGGGGGUGAGGUUCCGGGAGUUAUUUCUGCUCCUGGCAGUUUGUGCGCUUUCACUCAGUGAGCCCGUAAACAAAACUGCCAAGAGCUCCACGAUCCCUAUUUUCACUCAAUACGAUGACUACGAAGGCGACGAACAGGAGGUGCUCUUCAAUGAAGAUAGGCCUUGUCCGAGAGAUUGCAUCUGUACAGUGUUCCAAGGCUACAAGAUAGCUAAAUGCAACCGCCUCGAACUCGGCACACAAAAAUUUGGUGAUGAUAUUACCGAUUUGGUCAUUGAAAAUGCGGAUCCCGGACUACCUAUCAAACUCACCGAUCACAUAUUCAGAAAAGUGGGUCUCCAUCAGAUCGCCACAGUGAAAAUAGUGAACAGCACAAUUGACUAUGUCAGCCCAAGAGCUUUCUAUGGCCUCUCAGAACUCUACGCAGUAAACUUGGUCAAUAACAAUUUAAAAGAUUUGCACCCGGAAACUUUUGCAACCAACAAAAAAUUGUUACUCCUCACUUUAUCGCACAAUCCACUCAAGUUCCCUGAAUCGGGUUCCGAUGAGUACUUCCUCAAUGCAACUACUGUACAGGAACUCGAGGUGUCCUACUGCAGCAUGAAGAACAUCUCCGCCAACGUUUUCAAAAAUUUAUCAGGUCUCAUGUACCUAAAUGUAGCAGGAAACAACUUAACUGACAUUGAACCAGGUACAUUCAAAAAACUUCUGGACUUGGAAGAGCUUGAUUUAAGUGAUAACAACAUUAAAUCACUCCCUGAUGAUAUUUUCUCUGAAAACAACGAGCUUGCCACGCUCAAUAUUCAAAGAAACCCCAUUGACACUGUAUAUGGAUUACAAAUCUCUGAUUUAUUAACUCUCAACGCUGGCCAAACUAAAAUUAAAUUCGUGGGACCGUCUAUGUUCAACGGUAUGACAUACAUUGCAAAUCUUAAUCUCAGUGGAAAUAAAAUGCAACAAAUCCACAACCAAGCAUUCCAUAAGCUUGUCGAGUUAAACUAUCUGGAUCUGUCUUACAAUAACUUGAGUUUUGUCUCCAGUGAACUUAUCAAGGAAAAUAUUGAAUUGGACAUUUUCAAAAUUUCAAACAAUCCUCUAUUGAGGUAUUUGCCCGUAGAAGGAUUCAAUUGCUCAGCCGAACAAUUUAAUAUUUACCUAUUUGAUGCCUCUAACUGCGGCCUUGAAGAAAUCUACGAUAACUCUCUUAAGACGUUUACUGCUUUGUCGGUGAUCAAUUUAUCCGGUAACAACAUCAAGACCAUAAGCAAUAAAGUAUUCUCGGUAUGCCCAAAAUUGGUUGAAAUAAAUUUAGCUGACAAUAUGCUUACAACUCUCGACGUUAAAAUAUUUGAGAAAAAUAAUGAAUUAGGUAAACUCUUUCUUCAAGGCAACCCAUUGAAAGUUCUUUCCGCUGAAGUAUUCAUUCAUACUCCAUUACUGACCUGGUUAGAUAUGAGUAAUGCUGAAUUGACUGCAUUAUGGAAAACAAACAAAAACCAACCACAAACGUUAUUAGCAAACUUAACCUUCUUGAAUGUGUCGCAGAAUCAUAUCAUUGAAAUAAAACAAACUGAAUUAGAUACAUUAAACCAUCUCAGGUCUCUUGAUAUCAGUAAUAACCCACUAGUAUGUAACCGCGAAUUCGAAAAUCUUAUGACAUGGUUGAGCAAACGUAAAGUUUCACCAAACGCCAACACCGCACUUAUCGCUAACUUAGCUACUAAUCCGAAAGAAGAAGAAGAGACAUACAGCUGGGAAUUCCUCACGCGUAAAACUUGUGGUGCUUCUAGCGUACACCCAGUCGAACCUUUGCCAGCGGUAUCAGAUGAGGAAAUCUGGGAGAGGAUCGAUGAAGACGCCCAAGGUAACUUCGAUCUAAAGAACACUCUUGACGACGGCAAGUUGGCCGACGACACCAAGGUUAAUGAUAACAAACUAAACGACGAAAUCGUGGACGAUCUCGACAAAGACGAUGAUGAUGACGACGAAAAUGAUGAAGAUGAGGACGAGAAUGAAGACGACGAUGAUGCUUCAGAGGACUACGAUGACGGUGAAGGCGACGACGUAGAUCUCAAACUCAAACUCAUUGAGAAGCCCACCAUGAAAAAGCCCGUUGCGAAACAAGAAAAAGAGCAAGUGAAAAUCGCUAUCAAGCUUUUGGAAAACGACAGCGUUUAUGACGACCUAGAACCUGAAGUAUAUGUCCAGGCUUCUGUCGACGAGCAGCAGCAUGGAAGGUACGACUAUUUGUGGCCAAUUUUGAUCGCAAUCUUCAGCUCUUUAUUGCUAUUGAUUGUGAUUGCAAAGGUUGUGAUGAUAGUGUGCAGUAGGAGAAAUAAGCAAAUUAGAUAUAACAGUGCCAUAAUCGCUGCUAUGAGCCAACCAGGUCGCACGAAGAAAGAUUGCGGUUUGGUAUACCAGCAACUGUCGGAAGACUUGACAGGCCCGGCCACGCCGAAAUUGAGCCGCUAUCAGCCCCUCCCAAGUGUCACCGUCAAUGCCUCCAAUAUGUCGUAUGAAAGCAGUCCUUUCCAUCACAGCAACAUCGUCCCCGAAGCGGUGUGAGGCACACGGUACAAAAUCACAUGUUAGAGUUAAAACAAAACUAACAACUGCGUUAACUCUCACAUAAGCAGUAAGUGAUAGAUGGAUAGCGCUAGUCACAUACAGUAUAACACAUCUACAUUUUACAGUACAGCAGUGCCUUCAUACGAAUCUUCUCGAACAAUAUACUACGACCAACGUUUGUAUCUAGCGCAUCUUGAAUAUUAUAAAGUAACAAAAUGAAGUCAAAUUACAACAAAUUAAUUUAAGAUAUACAUAUUAUUAUAUAUUAUACAAAUUAGUUCAUAGGUUUAUUUUAUGUACUUAAAAUUUUAAAAAUUAAAACCAUAAAAAGAGAUUGUCUUUUAUUAUUAUUGUCUCUGGUAAACAAACUGUGAUUAAGCUCAUCAAUUUCUAGUAAAACCUUAUUUCUAGUAAUCUUCGGAAUUUUACUAUUACUCAUUAAACUCAAAGAAGCAUUUUUACCUUAAUUAAUGUUAAUCCAUGUCAUUAUAGUUAAGUUCCAUAGGGUAUUAUUGCAACUUCAAAAUGCAAAGAUUGUGUAGGGGCCGUUACUAGCCUGUAUUGCCCGUGUUACGUAAAUACGUAUACAAAAAACUACAUAUUUGCAGUAGUUAUUAGUAUGAAAGAAAAAUCAAACUUUAUAACCAGUUAAAAAAUUCAUGAAACAAAUGGUACAAAAUAUUUUAUUUAAAGGUUACAGUAAUUCCAUGUGGAACUAGAACAUGAAACUGUUGGAAAUAAAGGUUUAUUUCUAGCUACAUUUGUAUUUUUUGUUUUUUUAUUUACUUAAAUUAAACAUGAAUGCUAUAACAAUUAUGUUCUCAUUUUAGUUUUCCAUAUAAAAAAAAACAUUAUUCCGGAAAAAGUACCAGGAUGCAUGUCCAUUUAUAAGAGAUUCUGGUUGGUUAUACUAUACAUAAAAUAAAAGGUUCUGGACAUGUAGAGUAAAAAUAUGUUAUUCAUAACCAGAUAUUAUAUAAGACUUUUUUCUCCAUUUUCAUAACCAGAACC